Messenger RNA from Somion occarium, 1092 nucleotides. The record is from the annotation of a GenBank genome assembly. Lineage: Eukaryota; Fungi; Basidiomycota; Agaricomycetes; Polyporales; Cerrenaceae.
ACCUCGUUCUGCAUCCACUACCUUGGUUAACCCUUCUCUCAUACGAGAGAACUCGCGCUCACCGCUGCUCGUCGUCCAAGGUUCUGACAUCUUCAUUACACUACCUACUACACUUCCUCACAAUCAGUAUAACAUCGCGCCACAAUGGCCACUCAGACUUCACCUUCGCUCGCCAACUUCGAUGCCUUCAUGGCUAAGGAUAUCAAUGCUCCCACAUGGGAAAUUUCCGAGACGAGCUCCAUCGGCGAAACCGCUGUCUCCGAAGAGCAGUGUGCCACCGACAAACAAUAUACCGCCUACAAGACCUACAUCCCUCCAAAGGAAUCGUCACGCUUCUCCUUCGCGCAGAAGCCCGUUCCACGCUCCACGGCCGACUCGAUCUUCCAGUGGUCACCUCUUUCGCCACCCUCUGCCCCCUUCCAUUUUGGUCCCUUCGGUGACAGCGACGGACAAGACGUCGUGCCUGUCCACAUCACCCCAGCUCAGGUUCCAAAGAGCUUUUACACUCCUCUUCCCCAUCGAUGCGAAUGGGAGCCCCUCAAAUUAGCCACUGGUACAUACGAUGGGAUCGACGCCUACCAUGAGACUGCCUGGUGGCCAAGUUCGACGGCACAACCACAGACUUUAAAUAAAGAGCCGCUGUCAGAACAGAGGCCCACACCUCCGUCCCCUCUGGCUCACUAUCCAAAGCCUGUGGCAAUGCAGUCGAGUGUGGCAGUGGCCCCAUCACUCUAUGAGGACGAAGAUGACUUCGUCCUCCAUGCGCUCUGUCUCCCGUGGCUCCGGUAUGGCUUCAUCGAUGGCGAUGAGCUCACUCUACCUUCCACUCCGUUGUCUACACCCCCACUCUCGCCUUCAACACUCGUAGAUGACGAACAGGACUCUCUGGUAUUGGAGAAGGAGGGAGAGUUGACGGAAUGGCGGGAGGCACCCCCUCUUGGCCUUGACGUUUUAUACUUGGCCGGGUUAUAAAAGUUCUAGAGAAUUGGAACCCCAGAGUGAAGGACAUUGUAGUUUGUGUCUUCCUUUUCUUCAGCCACCUCGCUCUGUACUAUAUAGUUUUGUGAAUGGCAAAUGCCUUUAUAUCAUGCU